CAGCAACGCCAGCUCGCCUCCGCAACGCGAUUCCGCUCAUUUCAAAUUUUCAAACUCCCGAGAGCGGUUGCGGCGGUGUCGAUACAGCGGCUCCUGAAUCCAUCCGAAUCCGAAAGCGAAUCGCAUCCAGCCAAGAUAUCCUAUCGUGCAACUGAAACCCGAAUCCGAGUUCGAAACGAAUCGCAGUGGUGGUUCCUCUCUCGCUCUCUAGUUCUCCCUCUCUCUCGCGUGUGUGAGUGUGUGCGAGUGGCAGGAAAAGUGCGAAGCCGAAAUCUUUUCAGCUGAAAGAAAGCGCAACAUCAAGUAGCGAAAGAAAAGCGGAUCGAAAAGAAAAAACCAAAAAAAAACCAAAAGCAACAAAUCGAAAUGGCAAGCGAAGUGGCCCAAAUACCCGCCGAGGAAACGCCCGCAGUGGCGUCGGCGGAAAAGUCGGAGGAGCCGGAAAAGUCAGCGGCUCCGCCAGCGGACUCCUCGGCCGCUCCAGCUGCCGCCCCUGCAGUGGAAAAGGCAGAGGAUGCCGACGGUGAGAAGAAGGACGGCGAGGCCGGAAAGCAGGAUAAGCAGCAGGAUGGAGAGGAGCCCAAAAAGGACGAGGCGGUAGCAGCCCCAGUCGCGGCCAAAUCGGAAGCCCCGCCCGCCCAGAAAUUCAAUGUGCACAAGACCAACUUCGAGAAGGACAUCAUCUAUCUGUACCAGUUCUCGCGCACCCCGCUGCUGCCCUCCCUGUCGCCCUACUGCCUGAAGGUGGAGACCUGGCUGCGUCUUGUGGGCCUGAAAUACGAGAAUGUUGAUCACAAGAUGCGCUUCCGCUCAAAGAAGGGUCAGCUGCCGUUCAUUGAGCUGAAUGGAGAGGAAAUCGCCGAUUCGGCCAUUAUCAUCAAGGAACUGUCGUCCAAAUACGAGAAGAACCUGGACUCGGGACUCACCGCCGAGCAGAGGAAUGUCUCGUACGCCACAAUUGCCAUGCUGGAGAACCAUCUCAUCUGGAUCAUCUUCUACUGGCGCGCCAAGUAUCCGGACAAUGUACUCAAGGGCUACAAGGUCAACUUGCAGCACGCCCUCGGCCUGCGGCUGCCCAACUCGAUUCUGAACUUCUUCUUUAAGAUCACCUUUGGUCGCAAGUGGUUCCAGGGCACAAAGAAGCUGAAGGCGCACGGUAUCGGUGUCCACAGCGCCGAGGAAAUCGAGGAGUUCGGCAAGAACGACUUGAAGGUUCUUAGCGAGAUGCUCGACUGUAAGCCGUUCUUCUUUGGCGACGAGCCCACUACCCUGGAUGUGGUGGCCUUCGCGGUCCUGUCGCAGCUCCACUAUCUGUCCAAGGACAUUGCGUAUCCGCUGCGUGACUAUAUGACCGAGAAGUGCCCCAACUUGAUUGGCCACGUUUCUCGCAUGAAGGACAAGUGCUUCCCCGACUGGGACGAGAUCUGCACGAAGCUGGACCUCAAUGCGCACAUUCCCAAGCCAGAGCCCGAGACCAAGGAGGGCAAGGAGGGUGGCGAGCAGGAGAAAUCAAACGAACAGGAGGGCACUGAAGGCGACAAGAUCGAGAAGGAGUUGGAGAAGGACAAGUCGAACGAGAAGGAGUCGACCGAGGAGAACAAAGAAAAGGAGGAAACAAAGUAAAUUCGCCGUUAGUUAUAUGCGUACAUAUAUCUAGUAUAUGUGUAUGAUCGAAGGAAACAAAAACACCCACAUACACACACAUUAUAUAUAUAUACAUAUGUAGUACGAUACUAUAUAGUAAGGCCCUAUAUAGCUAGGCGCUACGCUCUCAUAUAUAAGCAUUCAGACAUCAGAAAACCACUCGAAAAACAAAAAAAAUACAUCAAGUACACCCAUUUACAAACCUAGGACAACUGUAAAGCAAAAGCAGGCAAAACCAUCAGCAAGAGAACGAUCCACUAAGUAAUGAGAAAAACAAAAAGCAUAUACAAUAACGUAACGUAAAACUUUGGACAUCUUUUUUUAUAUAUUUACAUGACGACGUUUGUAUUACAAGAACAAGAAACAAAAAGCAAAAAAUGAAGAAAACGUAAAAAAAACCGUAAAAACCAUUUAGUAUAAAAUUAUAAAAGUUUAUACUUAUAAAUAUUAAGACGAUGAAUGAAAGCGAUGAGAGCGGGGGGAGAAAUUAAAAAAAAUUAGUUAAAGAACUCGAAUAAAACAAAGAACAAGUGAGCAAAACGUGAGUAAAAAGAGUGAAGCCAGAUAGGAGAAAAAGUAAGGGGGGUGUAGAACAGCAUUCAAUACGCAUUAAUCAUUAGUUUUCAUUCAAAAGCGAUCUAUAUAAUACACUCAUCGACACUCACACUCACUCUCACAGACACUCUACACACAUAUACAUAGCAUAUGCAGCAACAAUUGCAACUCGAUGGUAUUGUUUACUCUUCCAAAAUUGAUUAAGCUUAAAGUAACGAAAGGAUCCGCAACCAGUACGAUAGGAAGAUAUGAUAUGGCGCAUAGUGAUGGUUAGUAGGGAUGGCAUGCAAUGGGGAUGAGAAUGCGAAUGGUAUAGGAAUGAUAUAACGGAAUGACGGCAAUUAAGUUUAUUUUUUAUAUAUAUAUGAUUGCAAAUAGUAAUUUUGAUUCUCGUGUGCAAAUAAUUAAACAAAAUGGAUAAAAUUUAUUACUUAUAAUUAUAUACAUAAACAUUAUAUACGCCCAUUAUGCAUAAAGAUGUGUAUAAAAAAACAAAGCAAAACAAAACAAACAACAAAGCAUAAAAACUGUAUGUUGGUUCUUUUAUUAUAUUAUACUUUAUUUCUAUAAAUAUUAUUGUAAUUGUACUAUGUAUUAUGAUUUUGCUAACCAAAAUCCCUUAGUAUGAGAUGCUCAUCGAUAUUCACCCCCAUACACAAAAUCAUACCAAUUCGAACCAAAAAGAACACUCGGCCAUCCAAACGAACAAAAUUUACCUUUUAAUUUGUACGAAUUUGUAACUACUUUUAUAUGUAUGUAUGUGAAUUCUCUUUCUCUGGUACGUCCACUGAAACAAAAUUAUGUACGCCUCAUUUGAUUUUUCAACUGUCUUGUGUUUUAUACGAUUUAAUUUAAUGAUAUGGAUUAUGCAAAUAUAUAUAUAAAUAUAAACAUAAUUUCUUUUGUAAUUAAAAUGCUGCGACAACAAAGACGAACGACAAACUCAUAGAAAACACAACAAACAUCUGAGAGGCAGGAGAAGCAGGAACGGAAGAACUGGAAAAAUUGUCCGCGGGGAGGUCACUUCCCUCGCGUUCUCCUACUCCAACACUUUCCCUUAUCCAGUCGGCCUCCCGUUUAUUCACGGAUUCCUCUAUGUUUAUUGUUUUCCUUUUUUUUCGUUGACUUCUCAUAAAAUUAAAGAUCGUCAUCGACCACAUCAACCACAGAUGGGGGAAUGAAUGAGAAGUCUUUGAAUAGGGUAAAACUCAUGCAACUAAGAAAUAAAGGAAUCAAGAAAAACGAAAAACGAAAACAAAUACAUAUACAGAACCCAAUGAGGCGCGACAGAAGCAGUGAAAACAAUUUAGGGGAAGGUCAAAAACAAGAAAUGAAGCAGGAGAAGACGAGCGGGCGAUCGAUAGAUCCACGAAGAAAUCUCAAACGAUACGAUUUGUAGACUACGCAAGUAUUUUUAUGUAUUAAAGGUUAUGUUGUAAGUUUUUAUCACAAUAUUUGUAUUGUAGCUCAGUGUUUUAUAUGAUUAUAUAAAAUGGAUAAAGAAAAUGAAACAAAAAUUAAAUGAAUAUGAAACUGAUAAACCGAGAUGAAACUGAAACCAUAAAAGCGUAAAAACCAGAAGAGCAAACCCGGACAGAAAGAAAAAUUAUUGUAUUACAUACAUCUUAUAUAUAAUAAAUAUGCUUCUUAAUAAAAAACAAAACAAAACAAA
Molecule: messenger RNA, 3871 nt
Organism: Drosophila santomea
Lineage: Eukaryota; Metazoa; Arthropoda; Insecta; Diptera; Drosophilidae
Gene: fax
Product: failed axon connections
Exons: 5
Coding region: 367-1623 (418 amino acids)
Cellular component (GO): cytoplasm
Source: RefSeq, a predicted model, not a curated record